This is a messenger RNA of Solenopsis invicta (red fire ant), 3783 nucleotides long. RefSeq lists its product as uncharacterized. The record is from RefSeq and is a predicted model, not a curated record. The transcript has 15 exons. Gene Ontology annotation, molecular function: metallocarboxypeptidase activity; zinc ion binding. The coding region runs from base 184 to 3450 and encodes 1088 amino acids. Lineage: Eukaryota; Metazoa; Arthropoda; Insecta; Hymenoptera; Formicidae. Gene Ontology annotation, biological process: proteolysis.
GCUAUGAAGAAUCCGAUUGUCAAGUACCUCCUCGGGGAGGAAGUGCCGACGAGGGAGGACUACACGGAUUGGCACGAGAAUGCUAAAGGCGAGAGAUCGUGUCCGAUGCUCGCCGUCGACACCGUCGACAAUCGCGACGAGCAGGACGAGGACGGGGUCGAGGCCGACGAGAGAUAACGAAAGAUGAUGAAGGCGUUGUCGAGCAGCAGAGUGAGAGAACUCCAGGCCGUGCUGUUCCCGGUUCAACCCAUUCCAGGUGGCAUGCUCUCUGACCUAACGCCGCAGGAUUUGCAAGUGUCUCAAUUGGAACGUUACGAGAGCUCGGCUCUGAGACGAGACGCGGAAUCAGCCCUUUUCGCGAUACCUUUGGGUGUGUCCAGGCAUCGGUACUCGAAGGAGGCCCUUCGAGCGGUACUCGAUGCGCGCUGCAUCGUCGACGGAAGCAUCCAGGAAGCGGCCAGGUGGCCGACCGAGUGCCAGGUGAUUCCAGAAAGAGUUCGUCAUAUAGAAUACAAUUCUCCCACGCCGGAAGCCUUCUACGUUUCAACCGGAAAGGAGCCAAGACCCAAGCCGAUCGGUGACGAGCUUGGAACGGUGAUAUUUCGUUACUGCCCGACUAACGUUACCAAUUACUUUAGCCGAUCUUGCGUGGGCGGUAACACAGUGUUACCGUUCCCCACGGAUUUCUCCGGGGAAUCGACUGCCAACGGGAAUGACAUCUUCUUCGUCGCUGAAGCGUCCCGGCCGAAAGACGACAACACGGACCUGCGAUUCGAGUCGCGUUUCGAAUCCGGAAAUCUCGGCAAAGUGGUGAAAAUAACCGACACGUAUUACCAGCUCUAUCUGAGAAGGGACCUGUACACGCAGAGGCAUACGCAGUGGUACUACUUCAAGGUAUCCAACACGAGAAGCAGAAUCACAUACAGGUUUUCAAUCGUAAAUAUGUGCAAGGAGGAGAGUCUUUAUAACGAAGGCCUCAAACCACUUCUCUAUUCUACCGAGGACGCUCGAACUCGAUCCGUAGGCUGGAGAAGAUGCGGCGACAACAUUACAUAUUAUCGAAACAAUGACUCAUCCGACGAGGAGAGGGAGAAGCACACGUUGACAUUCAACAUCUCAUUUCCUCACGAUCGUGACAUCGUUUACUUGGCGCAUUGCUAUCCGUACACCUAUACCGAUCUUCAGGAGUACCUCGGCAAGAUCGUGGCCGACCCCGCGAAAACGAGGUUCGCCAAGCUGCGCCUGCUGUGCCGCAGCCUGGCCGGAAACGGCGUGUAUUACCUGACGAUCACCGCGCCGACCAACGACGAGGAGGUGCGUAGGAAGCGGGGUGUCGUUAUCACGGCCCGAGUGCAUCCCGGCGAGACGCCGUCGAGCUGGACGAUGAAGGGCAUCAUCGACUUUCUCACCGGCGAUACGAACCGGGCUAGGGAACUCCGAGAGAGAUUCGUCUUCAAGUUGGUGCCGAUGCUGAAUCCGGACGGCGUCAUAGUGGGCAACAAUCGGUGCUCCCUGUCCGGGAAGGACCUGAACCGGCAAUACAGGACCGUGAUGCGCGAGAGCUACCCGUCCGUCUGGCACACGAAGCUAAUGAUACGAAGGCUCCUCGAGGAAUGCGGUGUGGCGAUAUACUGCGAUCUUCACGCUCACUCGAGGAAGCACAACAUAUUCGCCUACGGCUGCGAGAGCAAGAGGACCGGAUGCAACGGGAAGCUGUCGGAACAAGUGUUUCCGCUGAUGCUUCAUAAAAAUGCAGCUGAUAAGUUCUCCUUCGAGAAUUGCAAAUUCCACGUCGAAAAGGGGAAGGAAGGCACGGGCAGGGUAGUUGUAUGGUCAAUGGGUGUGCAAAACAGUUACACCAUAGAAGCUUCUAUGGGAGGCUCUAAAAUCGGUUCCCGAUGCGGAACACAUUUUUCCACUCAUGACUACGAGCAAAUCGGCAAGGCAUUCUGUGAAACCCUGCUCGACUUUUCUGAUCAAGAUCCUAUGAAGGAAAGACUCCGAAAUAAGAUUAUAGCCAGAUUGACGAAGGAGGGCUCCAGUGCUGAGGAGCCUACCAAUAUUGUUUUGACCGACUAUUCAAGCGACGAGGGGAACAUUUCGCAGAGCUUCUCGUCGGAAGAGGAGAGGACCGAGUAUACGGAUGCCGCGUGGGCCAGCGAGGGCGGAGAGUUCCUGGCGAGUCGUCGCCGGUAUCUUUGCGUGCCACCACCGUCACCGACCUUCGUUCCGCCGAGAAGCGUCGGUCUUUACAGAAGGAGGGCGCGAAGAGACGUCGCGGGGAGAAUUUAUUUGGAGCGCAGGAGAAAUCUGGCACGACGAGCGGUGAUGGACUUGCCGACCACGGAUCCAGGUAGCGACCUGUGCGACCUGACCGAUUCGGCUGAUGAGAGUUUCGUCAGAAGCGAGGGACGUGAAUACGAUGGAGAAGUAUGGAGAAGCAAGCAAGAAUACCGCGAAAAGAUAAUCGAACUCUCUGAAAAGAAGAGGGUUGAAAAAGAGGAGCAACAGGAGACGACGCUGAUCCUACCGGAAAUCAUCACGAGGCCUCGCAGCGUGUCUUUCGGGGAGUUACUGCCGCGCAAGGAUCACCGAAAGGCUCGUCAACGACCGCGAUGUCUUCGAACGCUGAGAAAUUCAUCGCCGGUGUCACCGACGAGCCGAGAGAUGAGGCUCAAGCUGACGUCACUGAGACGGCAGAUUUGGACGGGCGUUUCGACCACCGCCACUACCACCGACGCCGAGGGCAACAACGCGGAACGUCUCGUAGACGCAUUCGUGAAGACGCCGUUGAGCUGGGGCAUCUCCAGACACGCUCUGAUGCACUAUCCCACGGACGGCGAGGUCACGCUAAAGUCGCAGUCCAAGAAGGCGCAGUCGCCCGUCUACGACGCGGACAAGGACGACGCGAGGAAGACGCGGAAGAAGUCGCGGCGGAAUGCGACCCAAAUGAAGGUGGUGGUGCGGACGGACGGGCAGAAGCCGUCUUCCAGGAGGAAGAGCACGAGGCUCGACUGGCAGCGGGCGGUGACUCUAAAUUCCCGGGGCAAGGACGUGAGAAUCGCGAGAACCUCCUCGCUCCUGACGAUCGAGGCGGACUCGUUGAAGCUGCUGGCCGCGUCGACGACGGCGUCCAAGCAGCCGCAGCGGCCGCAGCGGAAACUCGAGUCGCGCCGGAAGUUCCGCGGUGUUGGCGCCGUGGCGUCCACCUGCGUCGGCGUCGGGGCGAAGGCGAGCGCCGCGAAGCCGAUGAGGACGCGUGCGUGCCGUCGCGACGCCUUCUGCGAGAGCACGACGUCGGACGACUCCUCGUCGGACUCGGGCAAGCUGAAGGUCGUGAAGAAGAAGCAGAAGAAGAAGAAGCAGCAACAGCCGCCGAGGAAACCGAACAGAGGAACGGAGCAAGGCAAGCGCGUCUGCAGCGCGAAGACCUCGCGUAACAAUGUUUGAAUCAUUCUUCAGGACUACUAUUAUCAUCUGGACGUACUAUUAUCCUCUCGCAUCCGAGAUUUUGAAGAAUUUAGAGGAAACCUCCUCUUAAACGUUAACAAAGUAUUCUUUAAAUUAGGGACUAUAAUUAGGUUAAGAAAAUGGUUAAUAAAAGACCAAAUUGAAGAAUGAAAAAAGAAUGAUCAUAUUUAUUCUCAAUUCGUUGGAAAACUUGAGAAUAGUUGAUUGACAGGUACAUUUAUAUAAACUAAAACUACUAAUUUUCAUGUUACAACAACCCGUCGAAAUUAAUGGAUUUUUUUCGUUUUUAGCGAAUAUCUUUGAAACUAUGAG